CAAUGACAAAGGACAGCCGUGCGCCACCGAAGGACCCCAAAGGGCCAAGAUGGCUGCGCCCGUGUCAGACGCCGGCGAGUUUGAAAGCUGGCUAAAUGAUCGUCUAGACUCGUUAGAAGUGGACCGUGAGGUGUAUAGGGCGUACAUUUUAGGGGUCCUGCAAGAAGACGAGAGUGACGAGGAAAAAGGAGAUGCGCUUCAAGGAAUUUUAUCCGCAUUUCUGGAUGAGGACACCGUGGAAGAUGUCUGCAAAGAGAUCAUCAAGCAGUGGACAGAGUGUCGCAGCCGAUCAGCAGCCAAAAGAGAUGCUGAUGAUGCUGAGGUCCAGGCCAUCGCCAAAAUGAUCGAAAAACAAGCUCAGGUUGUGGUGAAACACAAGGAGGUGUCUGAGGAGUCGAAGAAAAGGAAAGAAGCCCUCCUUGCUCAAUACGCUAAUGUAACGGACGAAGAGGAUGAAGCUGAAGAAGAGGUACCAACAAGUGGAAAUAACUUUACCGGAAAUGAUAAAUCCCUGUUUAAGAACACCAACGUGGAAGAGGUGCUGAACAGACAAAAGCAAAAGCGGGACCAGGCUCGUGAAGAUGCUCAGAAGAAGAAGGAAGGGGACAAGAUGCAGCGGGAGAAGGACAAACUAGCCAAACAAGACAGAAAAGAGAAGGAGAAGAAGCGUACACAAAAAGGUGAACGCAAAAGAUAAAACCAAGAGACAGGAUACUUUGUAUUUGAAAAAGGUUUUGUUACAAGACAAAAAUGAAAAGCAAGUUAUUGCCUCUUUUUAGUUAAACCUCAUUGGCACCAUCAGUAUGUGAACAUGUCUUCAUCAGACCCUCCUUGUUAAUUACUUUCUGCAACUCAUCAUGUGUGUAAAGAACAAUGUACUGGAUGUUGUGCAGGUCAAGAUUUUUUUUUUUUCUUGGAUACCGAUACGAGCAGAGACAGAAAGAUGUUGUCUAGGAAUAAAGUUCCAAAUCUUUUAUAUGA
Molecule: messenger RNA, 981 nt
Organism: Siniperca chuatsi (mandarin fish)
Lineage: Eukaryota; Metazoa; Chordata; Actinopteri; Centrarchiformes; Sinipercidae
Gene: ccdc43
Product: coiled-coil domain containing 43
Exons: 5
Coding region: 50-697 (215 amino acids)
Source: RefSeq, a predicted model, not a curated record